CUCUCAGCGACGGCCGGCGACACUCUACCCGGGAAGGUGACACACAGCCGGUGCUGCAGGAGCUCGGGAGUCCGGGCAUGGGAGUGAGCGGCGUGCGGCCGCGGCAGUCGGGAGCCAGCCGCAGGAACCCGGCACAGCCCGGCGUGGGCGAGGGGUUACACCCGGCCGCGCCGACACUGCGAUGAGUCCCACUCCCGAACUCUCGAUCCAGCAUGGGCAGCGCUGUAUCCAAACGCAAAACCCCGCGGAGCGAAGCCAUCUCCUCGGCUGAAUCCAAGGUUAGAGCAGCCCAAGCUUUUGGAGAAUAUUUAUCACAGAGUGAGGCUGGUACCAGCAGCACCAAAGUGCCAGAUCAUCUGGUGGUAGAGACAUCAAUCGGCCCAGAGGACUCGUCUCAGCUCCAGCCACCGGUGCAGAACAAGCGGCGCCUGUCCGCCAUCUCACAGAGCAGACUGGACCGCAGCUUCUCGGAGGAAGGGACAGAGAAGUCGACCGAGGCCCAGAAGCCCCGGGUGUACACCAUCUCUGGUGAGAGCCAACUGAUGGCCGAGAGGGAGAGCGAGGGCCCUCGGCCCGGCAGGGUGGGGCAGCAGGCACCUCAGGGACCGUGCAGCUCGGGCAGGAGCUGGUCCGGUGGCAAGCAGAGCUCCAAGGACUGUCCUGGCUGCGCAAAGGGCUCUGUCCCCACCCAGCAGACCUUCGACCUGGAGCAGGCGGCAUCCCGUGAGCCUGCCCGACAUCGCAAGAAGCUGGAGCGGAUGUACAGCGUGGACAGGGUGUCUGACGAUGUUCCAAUCCGGACUUGGUUUCCAAAGGAAAACCUUUUCAACUUUCAGACAGCCACCACCACAAUGCAGGCGAUUUCGGCUUUCCGAGGCUUCACAGAACGGAAAAGAAGAAAACGGGAAAAUGAGUGUGCUGCUGUGAUCCAGAGAAAUUUCCGAAAACACCUUCGAAUGGUUGGGAGUCGACGAAUUAGAGUUCAGAGUUUCUCUGAGCGACAAGAGAAAAAUUUAGGUCGCUCCUGGAGUGAUCCCACACCAGUGAAGUCCGAUCUGAUGUGUGACCCCCGUGAUAGUCACGAGCUGCAGAGCUUGUGCGCUGCUUUGGAUGAUGACUUUGACGAUCUCAGCUGGGAGGCGGAGAAGGAGUUGGAGCUGCUGUCGUGCGAUGGUGAAGACUUCGUUCCGCCCAAGAUUAUGCUUAUUUCAUCUAAGGUUCCCAAGGCAGAGUACAUCCCGACCAUUAUCCGCAGGGAUGACCCUUCCGUCAUCCCCAUCCUCUAUGACCAUGAACAUGCUACAUUCGAUGACAUUUUAGAGGAGAUUGAGAGGAAGUUGACCACCUACCGCAGGGGCUGCAAGAUCUGGAAGCUGCUGAUCUUCUGUCAGGGGGGUCCUGGCCAUUUGUACCUUCUGAAGAACAAAGUUGCCACUUUUGCAAAGGUGGAGAAGGAGGAGGAUCUGAUUCUGUUUUGGAGGCGACUGAGCAGGAUGAUGAGCAAGAUUAACCCCGAGCCAAAUGUGAUCCAUGUAAUGGGCUGCUACAUCCUAGGAAACCCCAAUGGAGAAAAGCUUUUUCAGAGUCUGAAAAAUCUAAUGAAUCCUCACCGAAUAUCCUUCGAGUCUCCUUUGGAACUGUCAGCCCAAGGGAAGCGGAUGAUAGAGACGUACUUUGAUUUUCGACUAUACAGACUCUGGAAAUCCAGGCAGCACUCAAAACUGCUGGACUAUGAUGACAUCUUGUGAGAAAAAGGAAGAUGGUAUUGGAAUGAUCAAUUGUAACUGCUCCUAUUGUGAAAGACGUCUCCUCAGUGCAGAUGAUGGAGUGUCUAUGAAGGGACGGAGAAGAACCAGGACACACUUCUGUUGUAUCUUAUUCUGAGGAAGAAAGGGUUCAUGGAAGUCCUGGUAAAGAAUGGAUCAGAGCAGUUAGGAGCUUUGCCUCCUUCUGCAGAUAAAGCAGGAGUCCGAAUUUUACUUUCUGCAGGGUGAGUCUGACCCAGGUCAAGACAGGAGAGCUCGGGUUAUUUUAUUUUUCGUCCCACCCUCCUUACACAAAGGAUGGGCUGCAGGGGUCAGCUGUUGGGAUCCUGGAUAACGAGAAGGUGCCAAACAAGAUUCCUUGAAGGUUCCUUGGGCUUGACUUGAUACAUGGAUGGUUCUGGAGCUCCCCUCGUUGCUCCUGGACCUUAGACCUUCAACGGAGGCCAGUAUUGUGCGGAGAAAAAGCAGUUGAAGGUUUUAUUACUGAAUAUAGGUAUAACGGAUUUUUAAUUGAUUAGUGCUAAUUAUAUGAGUUAGUUAAUAAGAGUUUCUCGGUAGUUAGGAUAUUUUCAUCUAUUUGAGAGUGUGAUGCAGUGGGUUCCCAUUAACAUUAGUUUACCACUCAAGCAGUGGCAAGGAAGAGCCAGGUGGUGUUCACCAUGUUGAAAAGUUGACUCUUCAGACAGAAAUACUGAGAGGUACCUUCCUGUGAUGAAGCAAAUUUAUUGCCUUUACUUUGUUUAUUACAGUCCUAGCAUCAUUGUGUCUAUCAGAUGUGAUAGAGUCGUAGAAAAAUAGUUUUGUGGGUUUUAUUGUGUUUUAAACAAAAAAGAUGUGGAAACCGUGAAGAAUCAUCAAUGAGGUUGUUGGUAAAAUGGCAACAACUGGAUUGGAGGUUUAACAAUGACAGGUUUAUUUUGAGGGCAAUUCUUAUAGGAUAAGCUUUAUCAGAUCCGUUAUGAACACCAACAGCAUUGCCUUUAUCUAAUUAGAGACACUGUGAUGAUCUUUGUUGAUCUUUGUUAUGAAUUCUGGAUUCAUCCCUCUCCAAGGAAGCCCUAGUGCACUAGCAAAGGUCUGAAUAUGAACUGUUGACUUUUAUUGAUUGACAUUCUGGUAUUGAUUGGAUUUGAUGAUUAUUUAUGCUCAAUUCCAUUGCAUUGUCAUAGCAAGUAACAUUCUUAAAAUGGUUGUGUGGCAGAACCUUGGAGAUGUUUUAUUGUUGUGACUUAGGCUAGGCUAUGUAGGUUAGGAGAUGUCCUUUAGGUAAGAUAUUACUGUAAUCAAAAGGUUUUAUAAAAGAAUAUUCUUGAAUGUGUUGCAAUGUAGUCUAGCCAUAUGGGGGGUGGGGAGAAACACUCAAACUUGAUUUUCAGUCAGCUACUUUUAAGGUAGUUCCUUCAACUCUUGAAUUCUUUAUUAAUGUAAGAUAUACAAAAAAUGAGGCUCGUCUCAGUAGCCAGAUUGUUACCUCUGUGUUAAAAGUUGGGAGUGUGUCGGGGGUGGGGUGGAAAGAGCAGACACAAAAGACCUUGACCUUCUAAAACCCAAAGAAUCGCAGAUUUCCAGGCACCAAAUAUAUUCUCCAAUCACAAUUUCCUCAUUAUAAAUCCUUAAGCUAUAGAAUACAGUAUUAUCAUGCAGUUAUAUUGUGAUUGUACCAAAGGAUUUUAACUUCACCAUUUAAAGCAAGCAGCUUUUCAUUAAAAAAAACUUCAUCUUAAGUAUUUUACAUAUAUACUUGUAAUUCAACAUUAAUGUUAGUCUAAUUUAGCACUGUCAGUCAGUAGUGGUGAGCACGUUCUAUGACAACAGAUGCAAAACAAAUAACAAAUGGACCAUCAUUUAAUUUGGGAUAAGAAAGACCAAUCAUCCCAUUUUUGAUCGUUCCAGGAAUACUCAACCCUGUCCUGCAACAGUACUGGGUUGAUUAUUUAAAUAAGUUCCAGUUUUUUCAUGUGGGAGAUCCAUUUCAAAGUCGAUGAUUUCUGUGCGCUUUCUGAUAAUCAGUUUCAGGUUUGAAUUUUUUCCGUGACUGAUCCUUGAAAUUUCAGAGUAGGGUCUGCAGACAUCCUGGAGAAAGGAUGUUAAUGCUGAUUUCAUCGUCUUGCAAAGAAUUGCCACAAAUCUGUACCAGUUCCUGAGAAAUGUUACAACAACUCAAAUUAGGACAGUCACUCAGCAAUUCAUCGUUUUCAACUUGCCUUUGUUUUUUGCUGAAACAAUUUCACAAUUUAAUUUAAACAAGGUCUGAAAAUGCACACUGUUAACUGUCCCUCUGUUACACCCUAUAACACUCCUUAGUUCAGUCAAAUUAUGAGCUCUCCUUUGGGAGGAUGUCUUUAAAAUGAGUCAUUUUUCUGCAACCACUGGCGUGUUUCACAUGUACUUGUUGAUAACCAUCAUCAUGUCACUGUUAAGGCCAAACUCAGAAGUGGGGCAUUGAUCCAACCUCUGAAAUACUUCAUUCCCAGCUAUUUAUUUUGCCCUACACAAUUUUACAUUUAAAAUCAGAAUUUCAGGACCAUGGUGCAUUUUCAGCAAUGCUUAUGUUUAACUAUAUGUUGCAUUAUAUUUACACAAUUGGACACAUUGAUUUUUAUGAGGCUGAAGUUCACGUCAAGCCACUCAUUCAUUGUCGAUUGCACUGGGGAAGAACUGACAGCUGUGACUGGAUUUCCACACAUAACUCCAUGCACGUGAACACUGAAAGUUGCUGACACUUACAGAGUAGACCAUGAGCCAAGCCACCCACACAAAAUGCUGGAGGAACUCAGCAGGCCAGGCAGCAUCUAUAGAAAAGAGUACAGUCGAUGUUUCGGGCUGAGAUUCUUCGGCAGGAAACUACUGCAAACUCCAGACCAAAGUUUGGUUGGGUAGCAGAGAUCUUUCCUUCAUUAUUGAAUUAUUUUGGAUAAAGUGGAAAUCUGUUUUCUCCUUGUGCCGUGUUUAAUUUUUAUAUAUUAUCUAUUGAGAUACAACGUGGAAUAGGUCCUUCGGUCCCAUUGAACUGCACUGCCCAGCAAUCCCCCAGAUUAAUCCUAGCCAAAUCAUGGGGCAAUUUACAUUGACCUACCAAUUGGUAUGUCUUUGGACUGUAGGAGGAAACCCACACGGUCUCAGGGAGAACGUACAAGCUCCUUACAGACAGUUGCAAGAAUUGAACCUGGGUCGUCUACACUGUAAAGUGUUGUGCUAACCACUAGGUUACCGUGCCACCCAAUUUUUGUAGACCUACCAGCCUAGAAUUUGUCAAUGAGCGUUGCCUAAAACAUCCAGAGUGUCUCAAAGUCGCUUACAGAGCACAAGCACUGGAAAUGUAGAUUACAAUCUUUGUGUGAUUGAUUAGUAGAAGAGUAGUUAAGCAUUGAUUGAUGGUUUAUAGAAUUAACUAAAUUAACUUGAUAACCUGAAGUCAGCAGAAUGUAGACAGAAGUUACUUUUAGUCUUGAUACACCCAUCACACUUAAUUCAUUUACAGAAAAGUUCAGCCUAGUAUAGGCUUCAGUAGACAAAAAUCUUGAAUGACUUGGGUUGGAUCCUCACUGACCAUUAGCACGGUGGGGGAAUGGAUUUUUUCUCAUCCCCUUGUUUUCCUAAUGCAUUGUGGUUCUCUAUGCUUAAAAUACCUCCUGAAAAACCCAAUGAACCCAUUUUGGUGCAGGUUGGUGCUAUGUGGCAAUGAAGUAAGUAAGACUGCUAAUUGGCACUGUUGGGACUGGGCAUCACUGGGUGAUAGGAUGUUACUGCUAUUCCUACCAAAAAAAAACACAUUUAUUUCACUUUGUUUCAUGUUAGUAAAAUAACAUUUCCAAUGAACCCAGUGAGUUUAAUGAGGGCAGGAAAUGUACAGAUACACCGGACCUUGACUUAAGCUACAACCCACAGCUUAGACUCUUGCGAAUCCUCCAAAUACCUCUAGCCACACACUACACUUAUACUCUGGACCCUGCCUCUCAUUCCUGAUCAACGAGUAAACCAAGUGUGAGACCAUCAGCAUUUCCAAACAAUCAGGUGCUGGAUUACUGGAUUUUCACCGUUGAUGGUAGCACCAACUGAUCUAUUGCGUCCUGAUGCUGCUUGUUAAAUACACAGGCCGAUUGCCAUCAUUUAGUAGGGACUGGAUGGAACAAGCCUUUCCCACAAGUGACAGCUCCUCGACUGAUUUCUCAGGUAGAUUAUAUGAGAGAUGCUGGAUACAGUUAUUGUCGUGAUCCAUUAUAGCUUCUCAGUUUAGUUAAAUGCAUUGGUGACAAUACAUCCCAGUGAUGUGUCAGAUGGCUGCAUUAUAUUUUUAAUUGUCAGCAGCAAAUGCAGCUGGAAGUUUCCUCUGGAGAGGUAACCCAGUUUUGUCAAGAACAAAUUCUAUAAUUGUACUGCUUGGAGCUUUUCAUCAGAAGUUCAAAGGGACAGAGCACCUCCUCUUCAAUCUCCUCUCCCGUGUUAUCCUUGUUGGAGCUUUCUCUGUUAAAGGUCCUGUUAAUUUUUUCUAUAUGUAGCACCUGCAAUGAGUGAUACAGAGGAUUUGCAAGGAUAGUUUUACCAGGCUGCAGAGCACUCUACACACAUAAUGUUUCAAAUGAGAUAUCUGAAACGGCAAUAAUUAAGUUCAGAUAAUUGAUUAGAGGGUCUUUAAGCUUCAAUACAUUUAACAUCAACAGAUUUUUCAUUAUGAUGCAAAUUUUAUGGCAACCUAAGAUUAAAAAAAGACAUGGUGGAGUUGAUACCCCAGUUAAUCAAGGCACAUCUUGUGUUAAUAUUAUUACCAAGUUUAUCAGAUGAUAAGUCACCUCAACUAUAUUGAGUUUCCAUGUACUCUUUUCCCCACCCCCUUUUCAUCCCUGUUCUUGAAUUCCUGCCAUAUCCGCCCCCCCAUCCCAGAAUCUUCUUCCCCAUUCCCAGUUAUGUGAGCUCGUGCUGUAAAUCUCAUGGGUUUCAGUGAAUGUUGCAUCAAAUGCCAGAUGGCUUCACAGAAAGAGUUUGCAGAAUAACAAUACCAAGAAUGAGUCAGAUCUAAUUUCAAGCUUUAUCGAUAAUUAGGAGUAUUGUCAAGCCCCGAAUUCUAAAUGGCAGAGCGUUGGAAGGAAUUUGGAGGUGGUGGUGGAGAGGUGAGGCUUAAUACUUAAAAACCUGAAGAACCUUAAAACAACGAAGCAAAAGUAGGCCGUUCAGCUCCUUUGUGACUGUUCCACUGUUUAAUAAGAUCACGGGGGGGCCUCUUACAUUAGUGGUACUUUCAUUGAUCACAUAUCUUGUAAUAUCCAAUAAACGAUUGAUCACAGUUGCUCUGUGGCGAAAGUAAAUGCCUCGAAAAUAGAUGAUCCUCAUGAGCCAUCUAGGAGUAUACAUAUAAACUGGACUGUCAGCUGCAGGAAUGUUCAUGAUCAAAAUAUUACGUCCACAGACUGAGUUUCACUAUGUGCAUCUUCAACCUACCAUGAAUUUCUUUGCAUCAAAGAACUGUCAGGCAGGAUGCAUUUUAAAUGAUCAGUGAUCAUCUUACCACGUUGCACCAAUCACUUCAGCCACGGAGGCAAAUUGUAGCCCAAGCGACACUGAAGAUUUAAGCUGAACAUCAGCCCAAUGUAUUCUCUGUAAGGACGUCGCUCCUGCUCAGAUCAGAGUUGCUGCUUCAUCCCUAUGUCGGGGUAGCGUCUUCGUUUCUGAGUCCAAGCCACAUAUCCAGAUCCGGGAAUACAAAUCCUGAUUUUCCCAGCAUUUACACUUGAACAACCUGGUUAUUUCAGGCAAAAUAUUUGGCAUGGUAAGGAUUCUGAAAUCUUGAUGUAUAGGGGAGGGUUUACUCAGCAGUGCUGGUUAGAAUAGUGGAUAGUCUUGGUUAUUGUACCUUAUUUUGGUGCAAGAAAUUUUAGGAUAUCAUGAAACAUGACGCAGUGCCAUUCAGAAAUUAUAGUAAUUCAGAAAGAUCCUGGGUGAGUGUUGUUAUUUGGCAUAACACUAGUUAAGUAGGUUUUAUAUUUAGUAUGGUGCCAUUUCAAAGAGUUUGAUGAGUGGUUUGUCACUAGUUAAGUAGUUUGGUUUUUGGAGUGUCACUGAUUAGCAGAGAUUAAUGUUUAGCACAGUUCCGGUUCCACGCCUUUGAUUGAUGUGGUGCUGGUGGGAGCUGGUCAGAUCUCUUGUUUGGUCCUUUGCCACAUGUUGUAUCUGAAUUUGUUUCAAUUUUGCCUUUAUAUCUGUAUUGUUUCAUGGAAGCACAGAUUUUCUAUUUUAUCAAAAUGAAAUCACUCUGUUGAAUACUUGGAGCAAUAAGUUAAAGUGCUGCGUGAGCAUCUUGAGGGAUGGCUCCCUUGUUCCCCCACACAGGCUGCAUGCACACCAGCCUCACCACACCUCACCUGCAUUCCUAUUACAAAGAGACGAUAGCAUGGCAAAGAUUUCAAUCCCGUUGACCAGGAGGACGAUUGGGAGUAGCUGUGAUUUAAAGGCCAUUUGUAGCCUAGCCUCUCAUUUACAUCCUUGUCCCAGAUGGUGUUGGGAUUGUUAGCUCUCUGUGCAGGUGAAAGGCCCUUGGGUGGGACACUGACCAUCCAACAGGCAAACCACCAAUAAUAACACAGCUCCAUCCAAGCUACCACCACUGCACUGGCUACAAGGUGUCGGCCAGAUUCUAGUUAGUGAUUACUGGGAAAAUAUCUUCUGUCCCCACUUUUUUCUUACUGAUGUUAACCAUGUUGCAAUGUAACUCUAAGCAGAGUUGCUUGAAGUUUAACGUCCUGGAGAUUCCCGGGAUGGCGGGAGGUUCCCACUCUCUCCCUCCUCGCUCCCGGUGCUGGAUGGUACCCAUUAGAUCAGGUGACCUGCUGCCUAUGGCUUCUAUCCUCAGCUUCUGAGUCAUCAAUUACCAUUACCCUGCAACUCUUCCCACUUCUGAAGCCUUGUGCCCUUUGCUUUCCUCCCACUUCCUUCACAUGCUUCCUCUCUCAAAUUCUCCAGGGGUUCCCAAUCUUUUUUAUGCCUUGGACCAAUACCAUUAAGCAAGGGGUCCAUGGACCCCAGAUUGGGAAGCCCUGCACCUCACCAUCACCUUCUCUCAUCCUUCCUCACUCGCCCUUUCCUUGUCCCUCGCCUACCCUUCCCUUGCUCUUCUUUCCUCAGCUUGCUUCCUGCCCUCUUCUUCCCUCACUUCCACUUUCCCUUGCCCUCUUCCCUCAUUACUCCAUUCCCUGCCCCCUUGUCCCUUGGUCACCUCACUCCCUGCCCUCUUCCCGCUACACACCCCACCCUCUUCACUCCUCAUGUUCCCUUCCUCUACUCUCAAGCACCCUCGCUCCCUCAUUAGCUGCCUUAUUCUCCUCCAGUGACUUACAAUGGAGUGGUCACCAACCUCUGAGGCAGCCAUGCAGAACCUACCAAUGUGCCUCCCUGCUUGGGAAUUCAAUGUCAAACAGGUCUCUGAUAUUUGCAACCUCCUCCACCUUCACACUGGGUACCAGGAUGCCAGAAACUCCCACCGCACCUGGCAUGGGUUGAAUGAUUGACCCAGUCCACUGACCCUCCGUAUAGCAUAGUCUUCCAAAAGAAUGUAACUCGUGCCGUUUUGGACUGAUCUUGAGAAAUUAAAUGCCACAAAACCAAAAGGUCCAUUUGCAAACUGUGAGCUACAGUGCAGCCUGACCAGGUCUAUCCCAAGGGAUGCCAUCUUCUCUUAACUCUGCCUGUUUUACCCACCACUCUGAUUAUUGUAUAAAUGUACAGACUGCUCUUUCCUUCUUGUAAAGCUCUGCACUUUCUGUAUUUAACAUUCAGUACUGAUUUGAAUAAUUUUUAACAUUUUACAGUUUCAAGAUGUUAUUUAAUAAACUGUUUUGAGAGAAAAGAAUAACAUGAAUGAUCCUGCUGGGCUUUUCUUUAUUGCUUGUCUCAGUAGACUGUGAAAUGGGGAUUUGAAAGGAGCAGUGAGUCACACACUAGACAUCCUACUCUCACGUAGGUGACAAUAGCACUACAGAACCCAUUGCUUGGUUGUGAAUUGGUUUGAAAUAUGCUGAAGGCAUCUUUAAAAACACUGUGUAGAAAUAUGCGUUUGAAUAUAAUUGUACUCCUUGUCUUGGGCUGUAUUUAUAGAUGCAUAGCAAGAGGGAUAAACUAUUGCAAAUGUACCAGCAGUUAGGGAGAUCCUACAGAUGAAUCUGUUGCAUUAAUGUCGACUGCUGGAAGAAUAUUGCAAGGAUUUGUACCUAAUUUAGCAUCAGACAGGACGCUGGCAGGGUAGUUAGUCCUGCUGCCUCGCAUGUCCAGUGAUCUGGGUUUGAUCCUUACCUCAGAUGCUGUCAACAUGGAGUUUUCUCUGUGACAGGGUUCCACCUUGUGUGCUUCGAUUUCUUCCCACAUCCCAAAGACAUGCUGGUAGAUAAACUGACCCUAGUGAAAGUGGGUGGAAGGAGAGCAGGAGACCAGCAUUCCAAGAUACUUAACAUCCAAUGAAUUUGAAAUUUAUUCAUUGUUGUAAUGAAGGAAAUCUGUCCAAAUUAGUACACACAGAGCUCCCUCGAACAGCAAUAUGAUGAUGGCCAGAUAAUCUAUUUAUUGAUGUUUGUUGUGAGGUAAAUGUUGGUAAAGACAUUGAGGAUAACUUCGAUAGUGCUCCAAGUAUCACCAUGGGGUUUUCUUAAGAUGUACUGGUGUAAGCAGAGUUGACUUUGGUUUAAGAGCCUAAAUAUUCUAUUUUGCUUUUGGAAACAUUAAAAAGGCAUUGCAAUAUUUUAACACAAUCAUCAAUAAAAAGCACUGUACAGUUCAUCGGUCAAAUUCUAUUCCCUCGGGCUUUUUUAAAGAAGUUCCUGACACGCUAAUUGACAGUGUAGUUGACAGAGUUAAUUGCUCACUAGUUUCUGGCAGUUUUCCGACUUCCUUAAAAACUGCAGUAGAUAAAUCCCUGUUUAAGAAAAAUAAGCUAAACGGCUCUGUUUUGGACAAUUUUAGACCUAUUUUCAACCUGCCUUUUCCAUGUAAGAUUUUAGAAAAAAUAAUUUUUCAACAAUUAAGUGAUUAUAUAAAUAAAAAUACGAUUCUUGACAAUUACCAGUCGGGUUUUAGAUCAAAUCAUAGUACUGAAACUGCAGUAUGUAACGCCUUGUGGCUUAAUGUCACUUGCAGGGAACAUGUCAGUUCUUCUUAGAUUUGAGUGCAGCAUUUGAUACCAUAGAUCACAACAUUCUCAUAAACUGCCUGAAUCGUUCUAACACUGCCUUAAGAUGGUUUCAAUCUUACAUAACAGGAAGAGAUAUUUUGGUUAGCUAAGGUGACUGUGGUCUAAAAUCUAUAUAUUUGGUGUGCUGCAAGGAUCAAUUCUUGGCCCAUUGCCGCUCUCAGUCUCAUGCUCCCCAUUUGCUCGUUCAUUAUGUGCCGUGUCACAUGACGUAGGUGAUCAUGGUCUUUUCGCGACUGUGAUUGCUCUAGGCAAAUUUUUCUACAGAAGUGCUUUGCCAUUGCCUUCUUCUGGGCAGUGUCUUUACAAAGCAGUUGACCCCAGCCAUUAUCAAUGCCUUUCAGAGAUUGUCUGCGGCGUCAGUGGUUGCAUAACCAGGACUUGUGAUAUGCACCAGCUGCUCAUAUGAUCAUCCACCACCCGCUCCUAUGGCUUCAUGUGACCCUGAUCGGGAGGUUAAGCAGGAGUUACACCUUACCCAAGGAUGACCUGAAGCUAGCGGAGGGAAGGAGUGAUUUACACCACCUUUGGUAGAGACAUAACUCCACCCCAUCAUCUAUUAGGUCAGAUUAUUUCAAAACACAAGGUGAAUUGCCCCAGCUCUUUGCAGCAAUACAUAGUUGUGUUUGUCUAUUACUCCAGAUGACCGUGAAGCUUUAAACCCUCUGAUUCAGUGUCUUACAAGCAUUACAGAAUGAGUAAGUUCAGAUUUCCUUAAACUAAAUAAGGAAAAAUUGGUAGCAAUAAAAAAGUAUGAAUUUUUGAAAUAAAUUUGAUCCUGUGGCUUUACAAAUCAAAGCUAAGUAAAGAAUUUAUGUGUUAUUAUUGACUCUGAGCUAAAUCUGAAAUCGCAUAUUAACCAUAUUAGUAAGACUAAUGUUCUUUCAUUUAAGGAACAUUACAAAAGUUCGAUUUCCUAUAACAUCUCAAGAUACAGAAAAAUAGAUACACACUUUUUUGUCUUUGGCUAAUUAGACUACUGCAGUGCACGCUUUUCAGGACUGUCUAAGGAAGAUGUAAAUCGGCUGCAGCUUGUGCAGAAUGCAGCAGCAAGGAUCUUAACCAAAAAAAAAAGAAAAUCUGAGCACAUUUCACUGGUUCUGGCAUCAUUACACUGGCUGCCUGUCUCCUUUAGGAUCAGUUUUAAAAUACUCUUAGUUGCAUAUAAGGUUCUGAAUAAUUUAUCUCCCCAAUAUAUUUUGAAGUGUCUAUCCCCUUACAUCCCUAAUCGUAAUCUUAGAUCCACUAAUGCUGGUUUGCUUAAUGCUUCUAGAGCCAAGCAUAUAAGAACUGGUGAUGUAGCCUUUUGCUUCUAUGCACCAAAAAUCUGGAAUACUCUACUGACUGAGAUAUGCCAGGCUGGGACUAUGGAAUGUUUCAAAACACUUCUGAAAACUUAUCUUUUUUAAUUUGGCUUACUUAUAGGAUUACUCAAUGUCUGUUGAUGUUGAUUAUAUUUAUGUAAUUAGGUAUAUUUGAUUACCUUUUAUUCUAUAUAAUGUUUAUCUUUAUUUAUGAUUUUAAUUUUGUCUCAUUUUUAUGACAAUAUUGA
Molecule: messenger RNA, 12487 nt
Organism: Mobula hypostoma (lesser devil ray)
Lineage: Eukaryota; Metazoa; Chordata; Chondrichthyes; Myliobatiformes; Myliobatidae
Gene: nsmfb
Product: NMDA receptor synaptonuclear signaling and neuronal migration factor b
Exons: 16
Coding region: 213-1748 (511 amino acids)
Biological process (GO): regulation of neuronal synaptic plasticity; positive regulation of neuron migration
Cellular component (GO): nucleus; cytoplasm
Source: RefSeq, a predicted model, not a curated record